CGAACAUCUAGAAUCUCUUAUGUCUAAGGUUAAAAUUCUCGAAGAUAAAGGAUUGUCGGCCUCAACAUCGAACUCAGAGCAUUUGAUUAAUGACCUGCGUAUUCUUUUGGAACAUGCUUAUCGUUUGCGUGAACAGUACAAGCAACAGUUGGUUCACGAUGAAAGUUAUCCACAAGAAUCAGUGGGGUCUUCAACGACUUCCCAGGAAGAUACCUCCUCGUUCUUUUCUGCUUCUGAACAACUAGACUUAACAGAGCUAGAACUUUUAAUGCAGUUUAACGUACGUAGGCCGCUUUAUUACAAUGCUUUGAAGUUGUUAAACGAAGGUGAAGUUCCAUACCGUUCUCUUCGAACGCAAUUCGUGGGGUGUGAACUUGACAUUGAAUAUCUAGGCAAGGUCCACUGCCUUCGUCAAGCAUUCGACUAUAUUUUUGACUGUCAUGAACCCACUGACUGGUUUAUCGAGGUUGGGAAGCGUAAUGUAUGUCGUUUACUUCAUUGCCUUGGGUAUCCCUUGACGGAUUUUGAAGGGAAUUAUGAUCGUCUUAUGGAGUUCAUUAUUUCUCAAAAAAAUAAGCCAAACAAUAUGAUGGCUGAGGAACUAUUCGCUAAAGGUGUAAAGACGAUCAAUUUUUAUGAUGUCGUCAUUGAUCUAAUGCUUCUAGAAGCCUUUGAAUUAUUAGCUAAUCCACCUAGUUCUGUAUUAUCUGUCACUAGACAUAAGUGGUUAAGUGAUAAUUUUAAACGUUGCGCUCUUGAUUCAACUGUUUGGACUAUUCUAUUGGCUAAACGGAAAUUAUUAAAAUAUCCAGAUGGGUUUUAUGCACACUAUUAUAGUAUGGUUGGUACAGUUUUGCCUGCAUUAGCUUGGGGUUUUCUUGGACCAAAUGAAAAUUAUUUUCAUAUUUGUGAUCGUUUCCGUGAAAUUAUUAUAUCAUUUAUUCGUGAAUCAUUUAUAUGUUAUGAUGCAUCAACAUCAUCUACAUUGGCAAGAAUCUCCUGUUCAAAUGGUUUACCAUUAUAUUUCAGUGAACAUUCCAUAAAACAUGAUAAAUUUGAUAAAAGUAUUUUCAAUAAUUAUUCACUAGAUGAAAACUUUAUGAAUUCUACCAUUGAUUCAAAUGAUAGUAAUCAUGAUUAUAAUAAUCGUAACAGUGGUGAUGAUAAUAGUAGUGCGGGUACUACUAUAUCUGAAUCUGGUCCUACAAUAGUGUAUCAGUCAGAUCAGUUACCACAAACUAUCUCACCGAAUACAAUUCAUCGUCAAAUUGGUUUACGUUAUACAACUGUAGAAGAUUUAGCAAAUGAUUUAUAUAAAUUAAUUAAUGUUUAUUCUCAAGAUUUAUUAAACAUGUUCAUUGACGAACUGAAAUUAUCUGAAAAUACGCUACCAUUUGAAUUGGAAUCGAAUCCUGUCCAACCGAUACUAUGUCGUAGAGUUGAAUAA
Messenger RNA from Schistosoma mattheei, 1447 nucleotides. NCBI's taxonomy places the organism in Eukaryota, Metazoa, Platyhelminthes, Trematoda, Strigeidida, Schistosomatidae. The record is from the annotation of a GenBank genome assembly.